Molecule: messenger RNA, 1596 nt
Organism: Colletotrichum higginsianum IMI 349063
Lineage: Eukaryota; Fungi; Ascomycota; Sordariomycetes; Glomerellales; Glomerellaceae
Product: Alpha amylase
Exons: 1
Coding region: 1-1596 (531 amino acids)
Biological process (GO): carbohydrate catabolic process
Molecular function (GO): alpha-amylase activity; calcium ion binding
Source: RefSeq, a predicted model, not a curated record
AUGCGUUCUCUUAAAUCAUCCCUCUCUUUGCUGGCCGUCGGGGCUCUUCAGGGCGCAUCAGCCUUGGACGCCGCCGGAUGGCGCAACCAGAGCAUCUACCAGAUCAUCACCGACCGCUUUGCCACCUCAGACGGCUCGACGCCAGCAUGCGACACGACCCCGGGCUUGUACUGCGGUGGUACGUGGAAGGGCAUCACCAGCAAGCUGGACUACAUCCAGAACUUGGGUGCCACGGCCAUCUGGAUCUCGCCCAUUGUCAAGAACGUAGAAGGAAACAUCAACGGAUACGGAGAGGGCUACCACGGCUUCUGGACGGAGGACAUCUACUCGAUCAACCCGCACUUCGGCACCGAGGCCGACCUGAAGGAGCUCGCCGACUCCCUCCACGCCCGCGGCAUGUACCUGAUGAUCGACGUCGCCCCUAACCACGUCGGCCUGAACGAUGACCCCGGCAACUACGCCAAGUACAAACCGUUCAACAAGCCCGAGUACUACCACAAGGAGUGCCCCAUCGCCUGGAACAACAUCACGUCCGAGCAGCUCUGCUGGCUCGAGGGUCUGCCCGACCUGCGCACCGAGGAUGCCUACGUCCGCCAGGUCUACGCCUCGUGGAUCAAGGACCUCGUCGCCAAGUACUCCAUCGACGGCCUCCGCGUCGACACGGCCCUCGAGAUCGAGCCCGAGUUCUUCAGCGAGGGCGGCUUCCGCGAGGCCGCCGGCGUCUUCCUGCUCGCCGAGGUCAGCCACUCGAGCCUGGACCUGCUGGCCCCUUACCAGGGGGUCCUCGACGGCAUCCUGGACUACAACGGCUUCCACUCGGUCUCGCCGGCGUUCGGCAAGGUUGAGGGCGACCUGGAGGCGCUGUACCAGAGCAUCAACAAGAUGGCGAGCACCGCCAGCAUCGACCCUUCGGUCUGGGGCUCCUUCGUCGAGAACCAGGACCAGGUCCGCUUCGCCAACCGGAACAGCGACGUGGCGCUGGCCAAGAACCUGUACUCCCUCGUCAUGCUCCGGGACGGCAUCCCCAUCGUCUACUACGGCCAGGAGCAGCACUUCAACGGCGGCGCCAACCCGCACAACCGCGAGGCGCUCUGGCUGGGCGGCUACGACAUCCACUCGGAGCUGUACGGCUGGAUCCAGCAGACGAACAAGGUGCGGGUGCACGCCGCCGCGGCCAACGCCGAUUUCCUGACCCGGGAGCGCACGCGGGCCGUCUUCUCGUACGGCAGCAAGGACAGCAGCCGCGUCAUCGCCCUCCGCAAGGGCCAGCUCUUCUCCAUGUACACCAACGGCGGCGUCGCCGCCACCAACAACGUCAUGUUCGCCAUCGCCCGAAACGUCCACGGCUUUGCCAUCGGCUCCGACGUCGUCGACGUCAUGAACUGCGAGUCCUUCCAGGUGGCCUCCCACGGACGCCUCUGGGUGCAGAUGCCCGACGGCGGUCUCCCGCGCGUGUUCUUGCCCAAGGAGCAGGCCGAGGGGCUCUGCAACGACGUCAAGGCGCCCCUGGCGAGCGCCACCAUCAAGGUCGGCGUGGACAAGAACACGGGGUACAACAAGCGGUCGGUGCCGUUUGUGGCCACGGUGCUGGAGUAG